CGUUGCCGGAUUGCACAUGUGCGACUGAACCAAAGGCCACAGACGUGUCAGCUAUGGAGGGAGACAGAUGGUGUUGAUGGCUGAACAAAGGAAAGUCCUUCCGACAGAUUCUCAGUAAAAUCUGCGGACUCAUCAUUUCUGGAUUGAAGGAUCAUUAUCUCUUCAUCAUUAGCUGAGUCACGUUUCUCUGAGGCAGUCCCAACUCUUACUGCCUCUGGACACAUCCAGCCACUUCAAUAUGUGGGUGUUGAGUGUUGCACAUCAGCACAAGUUGCUCCUCGUUGGGACUAGAAGAUUGCACAAGUCUGCAUUAUUUUUACGAGUGGGCUGUUAUCAUGUCUCAGCCUCUGUCCUGCACCCACAGGACAGCAGCAUCAACCCUGUGGUGAGGAGACGACACAGUGUGAUAAAUACUUCCGGUGUCCAACACAAACCUGUUGUACCAGAUGGAAGGCGGGAUCAUAAAAGGUCAGUUCAGAGUAAAGUGCGGAAGAAUGAGACCCCAGUGCUGCAGAAACCAAGUAAGAGGAGGGGGGGGGACAGCAGAGUGUCAUCUGAACUCAGAAGACUGAGUCUGGAGGAUUUCCCCGAGCAGAAGGAGAGGAUGGAGGGUCAGAGGUCAACACUGGACUCCAAAGCUGAGAGCUAUGAGGUGCUGUUUGGCGUCGCUCCCUGUCUCUUGGCUCUCUCUCAGGGCAGAAGGAAGGCCCAGAGGCUGUUUGUAAAAGAUGGCGAGGCCUCUCACAGGGCGUCUGUGUUACAGGUGUGCGAGGAGGCUCAUCGGCAAGGAGUACAAGUCCAGCGGGUCAGUAAGAGGGAUCUGGACAAGAUGUCUUCUGGGCGAGUGCAUCAAGGAGUAUGUCUGCAAGCAAGUCCUCUGAGCUACCUCACAGAGGACAGAGACUCUGCACCCAGCAGAGGAGACGCCCCUCUCUGGCUCGUCUUGGAGAGAAUUCAGGACCCGAUGAAUCUUGGCGCCAUCCUGCGCUCGGCUUACUUCCUCGGUGUGGACAGAGUUGUCAGCAGUCUUCGCCACAGCUGUCCGUUGUCUCCAGUGGUCAGCAAGGCCAGCUCAGGCGUCAUGGAGGUGCUCGAGGUGUAUGGGUAUGAAGACCUUGAGGACAUGCUGGAGUUGAAGGUGGCUCAGGGCUGGCAGGUGGUUGGCACGGUGGGAGCUGAAGCACAGGAGUCCCAGAUUCCUGUCACCCAGUGUGCAGACUUUCACAUGACUAAACCCACGGUGUUGCUGAUGGGAGGUGAGGGGGAGGGACUGUCCCAGCAGCUGCUCUCUCUGUGCCAAACUCUCCUCACCAUCCCAGCUGGCAGAGAGUUGUUCCCAGGUAUAGAGUCUCUGAACGUCUCUGUAGCUACAGGCAUUCUGCUGCACUCCCUGCUGUCGUCCAGGAGCUCCACCACAUGAUGACCUCCAUAAACACCUGUCUGUACUCUGCAACAGAGGCAGGAAGGGAACUGACAAGUAGACAUGUUGAUGUAUGUGAAACUGAACACUUUACUGCAGUCUUCAGAUACGGCUUAAAAGGUCCAGUGUAUAGGAUGCAGGAGGACAUAUUGGCAGAUAUGGAAUAUGAUAAGUAUGUUUUCUUUAGUGUUUAAUAACCUUAAAAUAACAAUAAUUAAGCAAUAUCACACGAGAGGGAGUGAUGUUGUACUGUGAUAUCGUCACAGCUGUGAUUCGGUCGUAGGCACGAGGCCGCAUUCCUCACCGCUAGAUGCCACUAAAUCCCCUAAAUCUUACACACUGAACCUUUAAAGGACAAGGACGACAGUAUUCUGUAUUUGUCUCCUGAUAGUAAAUUCAAAUAAUGAAUGUAUCUACUAACAAGCACUGUGUGUGUGUCAGAGGCUGAUAUAUCCUCUUCCUCUGUGCUGUAGAACUCCAUUGUUGUCUAUUAAAACUAUUAAAACACACCAGAGAGCCACAGCAUAUACUCAUUACCAUGAAGGUACACACUUGAAAAUAUUUAGACUCAAUCCUGCAGACAUGUUCCUACUGCCACUAAUACCCCCUAGAGCACCAAAUGUGAAUUAAUCCGCUACUGAAAAUAGUCCCCAACAAAUGCACAGUUUCCUCCUGUUUGAGUAAUGUUUGAUAAAAAUGACAGUGCUCCGCAGUUUAAAUGAAACUAUAUAUUUGUGACACAACGUAUUAAAGGUAUACUAUGCAGGGUUGUUGGUUGAUGUUUGUAACAGUAAAAUCCAACCACAGAUUCACUCCUGUUUGGCAUUUGGCCUUUCUAUAUCUGUGUUUCAGUGCUGUGUCUCUUGGAUGUGUGCUGCUACCUUUUUAUAAAGUCCUGCCCUUACCUGAGUGCUGUGGGGUACAUGCCCUUACCUGAGUGCUGUGGGGGUACAUGCCCUUACCUGAGUGCUGUGGGGUACAUGCCCUUACCUGAGUGCUGUGGGCGUACACACCUGUAAACGUCCCAAACACAGAAAGUAAGACAAUAUAGGCAGAGGGCAGAGUUUAUUUGUUUCUUUUAGACAAAAUCCUGCCUAGCUUGUCUCUAUCUGACUUUCCGUCAGUGACUUAGGGACAUCUAGAGGUAUUGUGAGACAGACAAGACAUUCAGUCUCGAGCAGGAUUUGUUGACAGUAAGAUGAGUUUAGAAUAAGACUGUUCUUAUCCAUUAAAAUGUUGCACUGUUGCCUAAUUGGAAUAGUUAAAAUUAUCAUGUGUCUGAGUGUUUUUUCCAUUCUGUAUGAAAAACAAAUUCCAUGUACUCUGGGCUGUGUGCCCAUUAAAGUAAAGUUAAUGAGGUCUAAACAGCUGCAAAUUCUAUUUUUAAUAAAAUACACUUGAUCAUAUUGACUCUUGCACGUAUAUGUCAGGUUUUCUAUUUGUUUCUGUAACACACAC
Molecule: messenger RNA, 2878 nt
Organism: Epinephelus fuscoguttatus (brown-marbled grouper)
Lineage: Eukaryota; Metazoa; Chordata; Actinopteri; Perciformes; Serranidae
Gene: mrm1
Product: mitochondrial rRNA methyltransferase 1 homolog (S. cerevisiae)
Exons: 1
Coding region: 239-1420 (393 amino acids)
Biological process (GO): rRNA methylation
Cellular component (GO): mitochondrion
Molecular function (GO): RNA methyltransferase activity; RNA binding
Source: RefSeq, a predicted model, not a curated record